This is a messenger RNA of Sphaeroforma arctica JP610, 205 nucleotides long. RefSeq lists its product as hypothetical. The record is from RefSeq and is a predicted model, not a curated record. Lineage: Eukaryota; Ichthyosporea; Ichthyophonida. The annotation marks the transcript as partial. The transcript has a single exon.
UCAUAGUAUUCAUGCACCCCACAUUCAAGACAGAUCAUUAGUGUUAUAGAUAUAUAGAUAAUAUGCCGAAAGUACGAGGAGAUAAGAAGACGCGCACGCACGGUGCGGUUGCGCAACAGGGCAUCACAUUCAACAAAGACUUCGGUCAACAUAUUCUGAAGAAUCCAUUGAUUGUACAGGGCAUUGUCGAUAAGAGUGGGCUGAG